Molecule: messenger RNA, 807 nt
Organism: Triticum dicoccoides
Lineage: Eukaryota; Viridiplantae; Streptophyta; Magnoliopsida; Poales; Poaceae
Product: cyclic phosphodiesterase-like
Exons: 3
Coding region: 88-633 (181 amino acids)
Biological process (GO): cyclic nucleotide metabolic process
Molecular function (GO): 2',3'-cyclic-nucleotide 3'-phosphodiesterase activity
Source: RefSeq, a predicted model, not a curated record
CGUCGGCAAGCUUCCUCCCAUUUCCCGCUCCACCUGACAUCCGACCGCGUGCACGGCAGCGCGGCGCCCCAGCCUCCGUCGGCCAGCAUGGACCCCACCGACCAGUCGCCGGAGGAGAUGUACUCCGUGUGGGCCCUCCUGCCGGAGCCCGUCCGUCGCCGCCUUCUCGGCCUUAUGGCCGGCCUCCGUGCCGCGCACGGCGGCGCGGUCUUCGAGCCGCACGCCACCGUCCUCGGAGCCAUGCGUCUCCGCCGGUCCGCCGCCAUCGAGGCGCUACGAGCCGCGGCGGCCGGCCUCGGCCCAUACACCGCCCGCGUCGCCUCCAUCGGCCGCUACGGCGUCAACCUCCUCCUCGAACCAACCCGUGAGGUGAUGGCCACGAGCGACCACUGCCGCGCCCACUUCGGGUACCAGAGACCGACUCCGUACGUGCCGCAUCUGAGCCUCCUGUAUGGAGAUCACCUGACGGAGGAGGAGAUGGCAGCGGCGAGGAAGAAGGCAGGGGAGAUGGACAAGGGAAUAUUUGGGCUGCAGUUCGAGAUAUCCGAGCUCGCGCUUUGCAAAACGGAUCCGAAGGACAAGAGCUUGGAGUCAUGGGAAUUGGUUGAGCUGUGCCACCUUCAGAAGAAGUGAUUUCAGCUUGCUCCCAAUGCAUGCUGCCAUGUACUCCUACUCUCUAUUUUUGCGACUUUUGUGUACGUGUAGUAAUAACCACAUGUUUAACAUGUCUCCUGGAGCCCUUCUGCUUCGAAUAAGGAAAUAAUUAAAUAUAAGGGGUUGGAACUGUUUUGUCUUCUUCUUUAUCGA